This is a messenger RNA of Cercospora beticola, 719 nucleotides long. RefSeq names its product histone H4. Gene Ontology annotation, biological process: nucleosome assembly. NCBI's taxonomy places the organism in Eukaryota, Fungi, Ascomycota, Dothideomycetes, Mycosphaerellales, Mycosphaerellaceae. Gene Ontology annotation, cellular component: nucleosome. The record is from RefSeq and is a predicted model, not a curated record. Gene Ontology annotation, molecular function: structural constituent of chromatin; protein heterodimerization activity; DNA binding.
CGCGUCGGCGUGAUUCGCAGCCAGCCGCGUCUCGUACAAGUACCGCGCUUCCCCCACCAACUCAGACUCUUACACUCCACACCAACACACCCAGCGACUUCAAUCAGCUUCACCAUCAAUAACACUUCUUCCAACACAACACUUUCUCAACAACCUCCAUCAAAAUGACUGGACGCGGCAAGGGUGGCAAGGGUCUCGGAAAGGGCGGUGCCAAGCGCCACCGAAAGAUCUUGCGCGACAACAUCCAAGGUAUCACCAAGCCAGCUAUCCGACGUCUCGCACGUCGUGGUGGUGUCAAGCGUAUUUCUGCCAUGAUCUACGAAGAGACCCGUGGUGUCCUCAAGACCUUCCUCGAGGGUGUUAUCCGCGAUGCCGUCACAUACACUGAGCACGCCAAGCGCAAGACUGUCACAUCUCUCGACGUUGUCUACGCCCUCAAGCGUCAAGGCCGCACCCUUUACGGUUUCGGUGGUUAAGCGAUUGGUCUUUGGUUUUCUACAUUUGCAUGGUUUUACGACACUCAGAUAUCCAUCAGCAUGAAGCUGCGGCGCAGAGACGGCCGGCGAUGGAUGGCGCGAUUGGGUUGGGUUUGACAGCGAGCACUUCACGCUCAGCUUACGGGUGCUGUAUCAUAAUGAACGGCUGGAGUUUACAUGGCAAGAGUCUAGCAGUCAAAGACUCGAAUGACACAUGAUACCAACACUUCACACAUGCUCUCA